AUGAGCGGCUGGGUGGGCCUGGACCGAGGGCUUGUGCAGAAGUUUGGCUGCCUGGGCACCACCGGCAAGGACGUGCUCAUCUCUGAGUUCCAGAGGCUGCUUGGCUUCCAGCUCAACCCUGAUGAUGGCACCUUCUUCCUGGACACGACCAACUGGAACCUACGAGCAGCAAUUGGUGCCUAUUGUGACUUUGAUAGCCCAAACAUCAGUGUGCCCUCUAUGUCCUUUGUUGAAGAUGUCACCAAAGGAGAAGCAGAAUCAAUACCUCCUGAUACUUAGUUUGUAAAAUCACGGUAGAUGCAGAAUUCUGGGACAGAGGCCUGGAAGAUUCUCAGUGUAAAGGUGGGUGGACUUUUAGGAGUAAUGCAGCUGCCGUCAUUUUUUGAAACGCAGCUCAAUGCACCGCUGCAUCCCAAGGUAGAAGGAAACUUCAAUCAGUUUGCCUCUUCCCAAAAGAACGAAGAAUCACAUGAAAACAACUUAAAAGACCCUGGGGGUUCCGGGUUCCACCCAAUCAGCGAAAACACACAGGCUCCUGCUCCUGACCAAACAGAACAAGAUCAGAAUAGACUUACAGAACUCUGUAAAUCUGCCCCCAGCGGUCACGCAAACAGCUUAUCAGUAGUAAGCCUCCAUGGGCCUUAG
Messenger RNA from Symphalangus syndactylus (siamang), 645 nucleotides. Its product is annotated as protein ILRUN-like. The record is from RefSeq and is a predicted model, not a curated record. NCBI's taxonomy places the organism in Eukaryota, Metazoa, Chordata, Mammalia, Primates, Hylobatidae.